This is a messenger RNA of Porites evermanni, 2400 nucleotides long. NCBI's taxonomy places the organism in Eukaryota, Metazoa, Cnidaria, Anthozoa, Scleractinia, Poritidae. The record is from the annotation of a GenBank genome assembly.
AUGGGAGAGUGGCGGAGGUAUGCGGCAAUGCAAAAGGCAAAGAGAAAAGGCAAGAAAGCAGGAGAGGAGAGCGCAGUUUCUGAAGAGAUUGUUGUACAGCGCAUGAGUUCGGACGUUUCUGGAAAACAGCAAAAAUAUACGAGAAUUGGGCCCCAGAGUACGUGCCCUUUGAGCACGAAGAGUUGAGUAUAGCGAACAUCAAGGACGCCUGUAUGAAAUACUUCAGGCCUCAGAUCGAGAAAGAUUUUAUUUGCGACGUGCUGGCUGGCGAGCGCGGGCCAUCUUGCGAAAUGAUGGCCCACAUUCCAAACAGAAAAGUUUUUUAUGUGCGAUUCAUAAAACCCAAAGGAGAGGUUCUUUCUGACGAGGAAGGAUCGCCGCGGUGCAAAAAGGUGAGAAAUCACGAGGAUAAGAUUUUCGCACAUUUAUUAUUAUGCAUGCAGAUAUCUCAUACUACAGUGAAACCUCUAUUAAGCAGAGCCCCAAUUAAGUGGACACCCUCUAUUGAGCGGACACCAAGCCGGGUCCCUAAGUGAACGUCGGAUAAUUUCCCUUUAUAACGAACCCCUAUUCAGCGGACACCGGCUCUAUUUAGCGGACGCACACACUAAAAUAAGUUGUAUUGGGCUAAUUUCUAUUGUUAAAAACCUUUUUAAGCGCACACCGGACUGAACUGACAAUAGUAGAGUUGGAUUACGUCCUUGAAAUACGUACUGAAGUCAGUUAAUGUCUUUGCAUUUACAAACAAAUUAAAGUUGGUAACUGAAAGGUAAUGAACUUGAACUCUGGAUAGCUUCUGGAAAUUUGUCACUGUACAGAGUAACCAUUGAAUGUUGAUCGCUAACAAACAUUGUGCAAUUUUUACAACCUCUAGUAAGCGGACACUUGGGAAGGUCCCGGAGGUGUCCGCUUAAUAAAGGGUUUCACUGUAUUUCACACAAAUAUUAUAUGUGAAUAGAGUAGAAACAUGUAUGCAUAAUUCAUAUAUGGGGCUGUACGGAAACCUUAGUUACCAUCAUGAGUAUUAUUUGGUUUAUUUUCUCUUUGAAUUUUCAAAUUCUAGGGUUUAGUGUUAUGCUCUCAAGACUUUCUAGAUAUUUUACAUUUUCGGUUAAGUACAUUAACCAAAUGUAAGACCUCAGGCUUGGGAUCCCAUAGAAAGGCAGCACAUAAGUUUAAAUGAACUAGGAGAAGUUGAGUGAUGUGCCUUUAGAGUUGUUAACGUUAGCUCCAAUAUUUCUUGACGUUUUUCAGUGUCACUUGCAUGCAUCAUUCGCAGUGGGUGUAUGUCACCCAGUUAACCCAAUUUCGGUCUUCCAAAACGUGCCACUUUCCAUACCCGGUUUCAGACCUGGCUUGUGAAUGUUGUACCCAAUUUGUGAACCCAGCACAUUGUCCAAGUGAACCCACCAUACUGUUUUUGAAAGCUUUUUUUUUUUCAUUAGUUAGUCGUAUUUGACACUAAAUGUUCUUAUCCAUUUGGAGCUGACAAAACAAAAUAAUACGUCCAAACAUUCUCUUGGGUAAAAUUCUCUAGAAAAUGAUACCUUAUUUCAGACCAUAAUGGGGAUAAGUUUGCUUCAGAUGAUUUCUAGCUUACAGGCUAAUGUUUGGCACAGUGUCUUCAUUUUGUCUAAAUUUGAUCUGACUUCUGUACUGUCUUGUAGCCAGUCCGUCUUUGUACUCUAUGGGUAUUCUUUUGAUACAUGUAUGGCUACAAAUUCUUCCCCUUGUAAUCUUUGUUAUACAUAAGUAGUUUUGUUUUUAAUUUUUGGAUCUGAUCCACAGCCAAAGAAAGCACGACCAUCCAAGAGGACAAAUACACAAUCCCUGCCAGCCACCAAAGCCCAAAGCCCAAGUAAAGCCUUCCCAAAGAGUCUGUCAGCGUUAGAAAUGAUGAAACUUGGUAAAGUUAUCAAUGAAAAGUCCACUGUAGGAAUUGAGCUAUUCAAGUUUGAUCUCACUGACAUGGUUUGGUCCAACCUCCCUUUGACCAUAGAAUUCAACAUUGCCAAAGAGCCUUUUGGCAAAGGAGGAUUUCGUGAAGCAAUUAAGGCCACAAGUAAAAUGCCAGAAUUUCACGGUCAUCAGUGGGUAGUAAAAAGGUAUUUAGUAUCCGCUGUUGACAAUAUCAAACAAACAAAACAAACAGUUGAGCAGCACACAAAAAAGGUGGUGCAAAUGCACAUGCUGGCCAGGAAUUUUGCUCAAAAACUGGAGCAGGAAUUAAAACAAGCUGGUAACCUGGAAGUUUAUGGGCCAACCCUCAGUUACAAGAGAAUAUACAUGGGAAGAAUCCAUGGAGAGUCAGAUGAUGAUUGGGUUACUGUUGAAGAAUAUAUUGACGGGGAAUUUACAAAGUACCUAAACAACACAAGAAAAUCUUGUGGCAUAGACUGA